GAUAAGAGUUAAGUCUCGGCAGAUUUAUAUGCCUAUGGCCUGCUUUGUGUCGAGGCCUAACUUAAUACAAUUUAAUACGAUACAUAAAAAUACAACGAGAAAAUGUGGAAGAGAAAUCAGCUGCACAUUCUAACAGUGGCAACAACCCUGAGCUCAGCAGCAUUCUGUCUUCACACGAUUCCUACAAAACCACAGGAGAGAGUGAUCAGACAUGGCACAAUAUUUGUUGGAAAUCAGAGAAAGUUUUUCUCUAAUGAAACUAAAGGUGGGGCUGGAGAUUUAGGAGAUACUGAUGGAUACCAAGCUGAUCAGCCUGAGGCAGAAGUGGGGUACACGCUUGCUGAGCAACAACUCCACCAGUUGAGGCCUUCUGUGCAGUGUGAUAAUGACUCCAUGACCUUGAGGAUGCUGGGAAAGCGAGUACCUGACUUCUUGGUUGAGAGAGAUGGGAAGACCCCAGUGCCGCUAUCUGAAAUGCCUGCCGACUGUGGCUUAUCGGUGAAGAGGGCACGCAGAGAUAUCUUCCUUGUUGCCAAGUAUGAUGGCUGUCAUAUGACACAAGAGGGGGAUAAUUACAUCCUGCCAUUACGCUUGUGGGGAGUGCCAGUGAAAAUGGGUUGUCCUGUGGAAGCUCUUUUUCUUACAGUCUCUUGUACCCUUUCUGCAAUGGUAAUUCAAGUUGGCAACUCUGUGGAUUCCCUCAAAGUGAAAGUGAAUGGAGAAUGGCAGCCUCUGGCCCAAGCCUGUGACACCUGUGGGUUCACCCUAGAGGCUGUGCCAAGUGAAUGGAUUGUCACUGCUCCAUAUACGAGCAAAUGUUGGCAAAUUGAGGGUGAAGAAAGGCUCUUGUCUGUGUUGUACAGUAAUGGAGAGGUGACACUUUCCUGCCCACUAGACACCACUCCUUUACCUACUGAUGAAGAGCUUCCACCAGUUCAUCCCAUCCCACCAGUGGAAUAUCCUUUUCCAUAUCCUGGGAAUCAGUUUUGGCCUUUCUAUCUUGGCUAUCCUGGCACUCCUCCCAGGAGCCCCACUUCUGCUACAACAGGUACAAGCCCAACAGCACCUGCUGCAACAGUAACACCUCCCAGUGCUGAUGAUGACUUCUGGAAUCCCUAUGGCCAUGGCAGGAAUUGGCUAUUCUAUCCUGGCUAUCCUGGUUAUUCUGGUACGCCUCUCAGGAGCCCCACCUCUGGCCCAGCAACUCCUGCCACAACAACUACUACUGCUACAACUACUACCAACCCAACCACCACUGCUGCAACAACAGCUAAACCUUCCGUUGCAGAUGACCGCUUCUGGAAUCGCUAUGGCCAUGGGAGAAAUUGGCUCUUCUAUCCUGGCUAUCCUGGUUAUUCUGGUCCCCCUCCCAAGAGUGCCACCCCAGCCUCAGCAACACCUGCCCUAACAACUACUACUGCUUCGACUACUACCAACCCAUCAACUGCUGCUACAAUAGCUAAUCCUCCUGGUUCAGAUGAGCGCUUCUGGAAUCCCUAUGGCCAUGCCAGGAAUUGGCUGUUCUAUCCUGGCUAUCCUGGUUAUUUUGGUCCCCCUCUCAGGAGCCCCACCCCUGGCCCAACAACUCCUGACCCAAAAACUCCUGACCUGAAUACUGCUACUACUACUAGCAACCCAUCAACUGCUGCUACAACAGCUAAACCUCCUGGUGCAGAUGAGCGUUUCUGGAAUCCCUAUGGCUAUCCUAAGCAUUGGCUCUACUACCCCAGCUAUCCUGGUGCUUAUGGCUAUCCUGAUGCUCCUCCCAGGAGUCCCACGCCUGGCCCAACAACUCCUGACCAGACUACUGCUACAACUACCACCACCCCAACAACUGCUGCUACAACAGCUAAACCUAUCGUUUCAGAUAAGAGCUUCUGGAAUCCCUAUGGCUAUCCUAAGCACUGGCUCUAUUAUCCCAGCUAUCCUAGUGCUUAUGGCUAUACUGAUGUUCCUCCAAGAAAACCUCCAACCACUGCGACAAAUCCUGCAGCAACUAGCCCAACAACUGCCGCCACAAUAGGUAAGCCUCCUGGUGCAGACGAGCGAUUUUGGAAUCCUUACAGUCAUGCAAAGUAUUGGCGCUUCCACCCUGGUGCCUCUCCCAUGAUACCAACAUCUACCUCAAUAACAUCUACUGCCACAACAUCAGCUUCAACUGUUAAACCUCCUCCCAAUGCUGAUCAACAGCCACAUUGGUCUCCACUCCCUUGGCUCCCAACUGUGUAUGAUCCAUCAGUUUACAGUAGUACUGGACAAGCAUACCAAAUACCCUGGAUGCCAUACCACCCAAGGCAAUCUGGGAGAGAUCAAAAAGGCUUGCUGCCAGUAGCUACUGCUUCAGUAGUAAAUGGUGCUGCUUCAGUCAAACCGAAAUGGUAUCACCCUACGUACCAAAUGCCUGGUGCUCCACAGCUGCAAACCUCUGCGGCUACAAAGCAUACGCAUCAUCCAGGUAUGCCACAUCCCUAUUCAUGGCCAAUGUACCCUUCUUCCUCUAGGCAGUCAUUAAGGGACACUGGGAUUGACCCUAAAUUGAACUUCGAUCAAAUGUUUGCUAGCAGAGGGUGGAGCUCUCUGCUCUAUCCGGCCCAACUUUCUCCUCUUCAGGUCAAAGCUGGCCAAGUGUAUAAAGGUAGUGACUUGGUUCCUAGUCGAUGAACAAACAUCCCCAAAAACUGAGGUUUCUGUUUGUUGUGUUUUUGUCAAUAAAAAAACAAACACAAAAAUGA
Astyanax mexicanus (Mexican tetra) is the source of this 2732-nucleotide messenger RNA. Its product is annotated as nascent polypeptide-associated complex subunit alpha, muscle-specific form. The coding region runs from base 103 to 2661 and encodes 852 amino acids. NCBI's taxonomy places the organism in Eukaryota, Metazoa, Chordata, Actinopteri, Characiformes, Acestrorhamphidae. The record is from RefSeq and is a predicted model, not a curated record. The transcript has 6 exons.